AUGUCCAAGAAAAAUCAGCCGGCAGACCUGGGUCUCCUUGAGGAAGAAGAGUUGGAGGAGUUCCCUGCCGAAGACUGGGCUGGUUUAGAUGAAGAUGCAGAUGUCUCAGAGGACUGGGAUGACAGUGUGGAGGAUGACUUCUCCAAUCAGCUGCAAGCUGAGCUGGAGAAGCAAGUUUUUAAGAUGGAGACUUCAUAACCCCAGAAGAAGUGUUGAAGUAACCUGAAUGAACUGUUGACUUAACUCGAGAAUGGAGAUCCCAGGAUGGAAUACUUAAAAAAAAUGUUUAUU
Molecule: messenger RNA, 291 nt
Organism: Ochotona curzoniae (black-lipped pika)
Lineage: Eukaryota; Metazoa; Chordata; Mammalia; Lagomorpha; Ochotonidae
Product: 26S proteasome complex subunit SEM1-like
Biological process (GO): proteasome assembly; double-strand break repair via homologous recombination; mRNA export from nucleus
Cellular component (GO): proteasome complex; proteasome regulatory particle, lid subcomplex
Source: RefSeq, a predicted model, not a curated record